AUGGACGCCAGACUACGAAUAGACGACGCAUACAAAAGAAAGUUGAAGCGGAUCAAAGUGAGGAGUGUCGAAAAUUCUAUUCAAUUUGCCACGUCAUGCAAGGCCGCUAAAUGGAAGUUAUACUCCUUCAAAUAUCUCGUCAUUAUCAUCGUACUUGGCGUUUUUUUCACAAUCAUUUCUUCUCCGACUAUUUUUUAUCACAACGGUACAUCCCAAUCGGUUUCUCGAAUACUUGAGAAGAUAUCAUGGUUAAUUGAAUUGAAUUCUUUGAACAGGUGGAUAUGGGGUGGCUCGGAUCAUCGGUACACAUCAUAUUUAGACAUCAAUUGGAAAGAAAUCUCGAGAGCUUUUAACCAAUUACCACAAAAUAAUUACAAAAAAAUCGAAGGAGUUGGCCUUUUGAAUUUCAACGAAAACGAAAUCCGUAAUUGGAAAAACGUAAUCCCCAACGCAAAUCACACUCUUCUUCAUCUCGACUAUGCGGACGAAACCGUGACGUGGGAAUCAUUGUACCCGGAGUGGAUCGAUGAAGAGCAAGAAAAUGAAGUACCAAAAUGCCCCUCAUUGCCCAGCAUUGAAAUCCCGAGACAAAGACUCGAUCUCAUUGCCGUGAAGCUCCCGUGUCGUAGUGAAGGGAAUUGGUCGAGAGAUAUCACUCGUCUGCAUUUACAGUUGGCGGCUGCUGAGGUGGCUGCCUCUUGCAAGGGGAGCUAUCCUCCGCAUGUGCUCUUUGUGACGAGGUGCUUUCCUAUACCGAAUUUGUUUACGUGCAAGGAUCUUGUUGCGCGCGACGGUCAAAUUUGGUUGUACAAACCGGAUUUGAGUUCGUUGAGAGAGAAGCUUCGGCUCCCAAUUGGAUCAUGCGAACUUGCUCUUCAACUUGGAGGUAGAGGUAAUUUCGAUCCUAUUCUUCGGCAGCGCGAGGCGUACGCCACAAUCCUGCACUCUGCUUCCGUCUACGUGUGCGGUGCCAUAGCGGCAGCGCAGAGCUUAAGAAUGUCGGGCUCAACACGCGACCUCGUCAUCCUCGUCGACGAAACCAUCAGCCACCACCACCGGGCCGGGCUGCAGCUGGCCGGUUGGCAGGUCCGCACAGUUGAGAGAAUCCGAAACCCCAAAGCCGAGAAAGACAGCUACAACGAGUGGAACUACAGCAAGUUCCGGCUAUGGCAGCUGACGGACUACGACAAGGUCAUCUUCAUCGACGCCGAUCUCCUAAUCCUCCGCAACAUCGACUUUUUGUUCCGGUCGCCGGAGAUCUCCGCCACGGGCAACAACGGUCCCCUCUUCAACUCCGGGGUGAUGGUGGUGGAGCCGUCGAACUGCACCUUCCGCCUCCUGAUGGAGCACGUGGACGGCAUCGAAUCGUACAACGGCGGCGACCAGGGCUACCUGAACGAGAUCUUCACGUGGUGGCACCGCAUCCCGAGGCGCGUGAACUUCCUCAAGAAUUUCUGGGCCGGCGACGGUCCGGAGGCGAGGGAGAUGAAGGUGAGGCUGUUCGAGGCGGAGCCGCCGGUGCUGCACGUGCUGCAUUACUUGGGGAACAAGCCGUGGGUGUGUUUCAGGGACUACGACUGUAACUGGAACGUGGCGAAGCUGCAGGAGUUUGCGAGCGACGUGGCGCACGCGCGGUGGUGGAAGGUGCACGACAGGAUGCCGGAGGAGUUGCAGGGUUACUGCAUGCUGAGGACGAUACAGAAGGCGCAGCUAGAGUGGGACCGAAGGGAGGCGGAGAAGGCGAACUAUUCGGACGGGCAUUGGAGGAUUAGGGUUAGGGAUGAGCGUUUGGAUAAGUGUAUUGAUAGGGAUUGUAGCUGGAAAGGUAUGUUGAGGCAUUGGGAUCAAGAAAUGGACCUUUUCAAUGUUACUACUACAAACCCUUGAUCAUCUUUAUGUUUUA
Messenger RNA from Erythranthe guttata (spotted monkey flower), 1903 nucleotides. Lineage: Eukaryota; Viridiplantae; Streptophyta; Magnoliopsida; Lamiales; Phrymaceae. The record is from RefSeq and is a predicted model, not a curated record.